Molecule: messenger RNA, 1501 nt
Organism: Corticium candelabrum
Lineage: Eukaryota; Metazoa; Porifera; Homoscleromorpha; Homosclerophorida; Plakinidae
Product: chymotrypsin-C-like
Exons: 3
Coding region: 58-1233 (391 amino acids)
Biological process (GO): proteolysis
Molecular function (GO): serine-type endopeptidase activity
Source: RefSeq, a predicted model, not a curated record
AGCACUUCAACGUACCUCUUCACUUUCGCGCCUCCAGCAGAACUAGAACCAGUGGCGAUGUCUCUUUUGUAUCUUCUGAUCGGUUUCUCGUCUCUCGCAGCAGCAUUUGCCAGCUCCGACUGUGGCGACCCGCUGUUUCGGUUGCCUCUGCAAGAUCUCAUCGGUUCGGCGUCUCUGAUUAUCAAGGGCAAAAUCCAAAACCACUCUUUCAAUGCUAGGACCACUGUCAAGACACUGUGCACAAUGAAGGGAGCGGCUCCAAGGCAAAUUUUCGUGGACGGUCUCGAUCAAUACAGACUAUGCACCUGUUGUGUGCAGGCUGGAAUGGAGGUUAUACUGUUUCUAAGAGCAGGUGAAGGCAACAACGUUUAUGCCGUCAACUACCAGGGCUUACAGGGGUCUCACUAUGAAACUGAGAUCAGAGAUCAUUUGAACUUGAAGAUGGAUCAAUGUUUAGAAACACAACAAGAUAUCAAAUCGCCAGAUACAACACCCACUCAUGGAAGGGUUGACGUGUGCGGCCAACCACAUUCCCAGCCUGAUCUGUCAGUUCCUUUGGCUACAUCAGGGUCAUUUCCUUGGCAUGCUGUGGUCUGGUUCAAAAAGCCUGGAAAGAAACUGUGUGAUGGAACUCUGAUUCAUAGUAACUGGUUACUAACAUCAGCCCAUUGCGUUGACAACGUAAAACCUAAACAACUAAAAGUGGGCCUUGGAGUAAGAAAUCACAUAGUGAAGAAAGAGGACGGUAGACAAAUCAGUAAAGUCAAGUCAAUCCGAAUCCAUCCUCGAUACAGGAACACCAGUUCUCUUUAUGACAUCGCACUCCUCAAGCUGUACCCAGAAGAAAUAAAACCCACGCAGUUCAUCCAACCAAUAUGUUUGACUGAUAUCACCUUACGAUAUGAUGCUAUUUGUGUUGUGACAUCAGCAACGAACAAAGGAUUGGAGCAGUCCAAAGUAACCAUCACUUCUCCUCACAACCCCAAAAUAGAUAAAUUCAGUUUCUGUGCUGGACUGGUGCAACCAGAUAAAGAAGGCUUCUUCUCCAAAUUUGACUCAGCACCCCUAGUCUGCCGCCAAAGCAAUGGCAGAUGGCAGCAACAUGGAAUAGCAAGUUCAGAAAAAGGAUGCACAAAUCCAAACUACACCAUCUUCAGUCGACUUGCAUUUCGAAAGAUUACAAAGUGGAUAACAAAAGCUACAGGAAAUGACCUUGUUGUACCUACACACUGAUACUGAGGCUGACCACUCACAUAUUGGCUCUCAUAUGGGGCUGAACUAUUAGCUAACCUGCAUGGACACUGUAAGACUGGUUUAGACUAGUGUGUAGAUGAAACUUUGGAUUAGGUGGAUAACAAGUUGUGCUUUAGUGAGGAGCAAGCAUGUACACUGUAUCAUUACUACUAGUACAAUAGUAUUAAUUAAUUAAAGAUACUGCAGUUGUAUGUGACGUAGGCAAUUAGCCAAGUGAGACUAAUACGAAGAUACAGAAAGAAUAGAA